Molecule: messenger RNA, 1188 nt
Organism: Zingiber officinale
Lineage: Eukaryota; Viridiplantae; Streptophyta; Magnoliopsida; Zingiberales; Zingiberaceae
Product: eukaryotic translation initiation factor 3 subunit F-like
Exons: 6
Coding region: 116-976 (286 amino acids)
Biological process (GO): translational initiation
Cellular component (GO): eukaryotic translation initiation factor 3 complex, eIF3m
Molecular function (GO): translation initiation factor activity; translation initiation factor binding; metallopeptidase activity
Source: RefSeq, a predicted model, not a curated record
AGGGAGCAUCAUUCCUCUCACUCUGUCAGCGUUACUUCUGCCAGAGAAACAGCCCUAGCCAAAGGCUGCGCCACCGCGUUCCCACUCUCGGCUCCCUGCUCUUCGAUCUCACCUCAUGGCGGUGCUGCAGUUCUUCCCUCCUUUCUCGCCCGUCGUCUCCGCCAAGAUCCACGCCGUCGUCCUCUUCAAUAUCUGCGACUGCUAUGUCCGUCGCCCCGACCAGGCCGACCGCGUGAUUGGAACCCUCCUCGGUUCCGUUUCUGAUGGCGUCGUCGAGAUCAAAAACUCCUACGCAGUUCCUCACAACGAGUCCGCCGACCAGGUUGCAUUAGAUGUCGAUUACCAUCGCAACAUGUAUUUGUCUCACCUAAAAGUUAAUCCCAAGGAAGUACUUGUUGGAUGGUUUUCGACUGGUUUUGGUGUUUCGGGUGGUAGUGCCUUGAUACAUGAAUUCUAUGUAAAAGAACUUAAAGAAGCACAAAGUUCCAUUCCACCUAUCCAUCUCACUGUUGAUACAAGGUUCAAAAAUGGGGAGGCAUCCAUAAAAGGUUAUGUCUCUUCUAAUUUGUCUCUUGGAGAUAGACCACUUGCUGCACAAUUUCAAGAAAUUUCCUUGGAUUUGAGGAUGAUUGAAGCAGAACGGGUUGGAUUUGACAUUUUGAAGACAACUGCUGUUGAUAAGCUCCCUAAUGAUCUCGAAGGAAUGGAAGCUUCAAUGGAGAGAUUGUAUUCUCUGCUCGAUGAGAUUUACAAAUAUGUUGAUGAUGUUGUGGAGGGACGAGUAACCCCAAAUAAUGAUAUCGGGAGAUUUCUGGCGGACACAUUGGCUUCAGUUCCAAGAAUGUCAACAGCAGCUUUUGACAAGGUCUUCAAUGACAAGAUUCAGGACAAUCUAGCUUUAGUUUACUUAUCAAGCCUCGUUAAAACACAACUCGGCAUUGCAGAAAAGUUGAAUACGGCCGCUCAGAUAUUGUAAAUCAUCAGUGGUUUUGCAAUUAAGAUGCUGACGUUUUGAUGAAGUUUUCUUGUGCUGACCAUCAUCCUUGUUAAUAGAGUGAUGUUGCCUAGUUAUUGACAUUGUUAUUCUGUCUUCAGCUUCUCGCUCCAAUUGUGGGUAUUUCAUUACCGAGUUGAUUCAAUAUUGUUUAUACUGCAUUUUAUUGAAUCACGCAUUCAAUUUUUACUGCA